This is a messenger RNA of Morone saxatilis (striped sea-bass), 893 nucleotides long. It is a transcript of the gene sapcd1, whose product is annotated as suppressor APC domain containing 1. Lineage: Eukaryota; Metazoa; Chordata; Actinopteri; Moronidae. The record is from RefSeq and is a predicted model, not a curated record. The coding region runs from base 120 to 671 and encodes 183 amino acids. The transcript is spliced from 4 exons.
ACUCAUUCUCUCUCUCUCUCUGUAGUAUUAUUCUGAGUCAGCCGUAGGGGAGCUGUGGUUUGUUGUUUGUUGUCCAGCCAGCUGUAUGGAGCAGUAGUAGCUGUCAGUGACUGAUCUCCAUGGCCUGUCGUCCCUCCGGCUCUGGCUCCUACACCGUGGUCAUAAUCCCCUUUAGGACCAGCCUCUACAGCCUGGACGCUCUUCGCUUCUACCUAUGGAUUAAACGCCUGAAGGAACUUGAGAAGGAGAAGGACGCUCUGUGCUCUGGUCUGGAGAUCCUGGAGAAGACUCGUCUCUGGUACCUCCAACGGCUGGAGGAGAACAGAGCCAGGCAGGACCACAUCGAGGCCAAAAACGGGGGCGGCUGCAGCCAGGAAGGUGCAGCAGAGGUUCAGUCUUGCCUCCUCAGGUCUCGGAUCCAGCGGGUGAACGGCUCUCUGGGCUCUGUGAUGAGCGAGCCCAAUGUCACCAGCAGCAGCAACCGUUCUCUGCCAGAAGCAGUGGCAGACAGCGACCUCCGGUGGCACAACACAGUACUGACUCAUGAGGUGAGUCACAAGAAUCGGCGGAUCUCCAUGUUAGAGCUGGAAAAAGGCGCUCUCCUCGAACAGCUUGAUGAACUGCAGGCCCAUAGAUUGCACAAACACACACACCUACAGGCAGACACAUGAGCUGCACUGCAAACUUACACUUCACUGCAUGUGACACAGUUGCAAACUUUUAAAUUGUAAACUUGUAAAUAUGUAUUUAAAUUAAUAAAUUGCAGUAAACGAUGCAUCAUUUGCUCCUGUGUGUUCAACAGAAAAACAAGUUUUGCUGAAGCAUUGCAUAACCUGACUGAUAUGUUACGUUGCUGUAUUAAUGAGUCAGUCACUGGCUAUAUUAUAACCAAG